Messenger RNA from Aspergillus affinis, 243 nucleotides. RefSeq names its product RAMP4 family protein. The record is from RefSeq and is a predicted model, not a curated record. Gene Ontology annotation, cellular component: endoplasmic reticulum. The coding region runs from base 1 to 243 and encodes 80 amino acids. NCBI's taxonomy places the organism in Eukaryota, Fungi, Ascomycota, Eurotiomycetes, Eurotiales, Aspergillaceae. The transcript is spliced from 3 exons.
AUGGCACAAACUCCACAACAGCGCAAGGCGAAUGACAAAUACGCGAAAAGUGAGGCUGCAAAGCGAGGCAAAGGAGCAACAACAACAGUCCGGCCGAAACAGAGCACAAAAUCCCCAGUGUCUGCUGGCUGGGUGGUACUUCUUGCAUUUGUGAUUUUUGGUGGAUUGGCCUUUGAACUCCUAAGGAUUGUUCCAGAGAUUUGGUCAACUAUUGUCUCGAUGUUUAAUCGCCUGGCUUUCUAG